Kockovaella imperatae is the source of this 1449-nucleotide messenger RNA. RefSeq lists its product as hypothetical. The transcript has a single exon. Lineage: Eukaryota; Fungi; Basidiomycota; Tremellomycetes; Tremellales; Cuniculitremaceae. The record is from RefSeq and is a predicted model, not a curated record. The coding region runs from base 1 to 1449 and encodes 482 amino acids.
AUGACUUUGUUCACCACCUCGCCUCGCGGCAUCGACGAGUUUACAUGGACGCGAUCGAAUCCAUUUGAAACUCUGACGACCUUGUCUUCGUCGUCUUCAUCAUCAUCAUCGUCAUCCCGCCGCGCUGCUGCUGCUGCCGCCUGCGGUCCUGCAUUCGACCCCGCUCGCGUGAUGUCAAGUUCAGUGUCCGACAUUCCUACAUCUAGUCGUCUAUCUUUCCCGAAACUCCAGAUUCCGGUAAGAUCACCAUCAGCAAGUACAUCUACGGAUUCUGAAUUGGUUCAUUCGGAUCCUGGCGUCACGGAUGAUCAACCUUCACCAUCCCUCAUUUCGUACAUUUUCGCUCGAAAAGCUUCUAUUGGCGGAUCAUCCUCUUCAAACGGUGGCAACGAGACGCCUAUCACACCUCACCUCGUCAACCCUACGUCCGGGGGUCCAUCAUCAUGCAAUCGACCUAUCCUCAGAAGACCGCAGUGUUCGUCGUCCUUGACUUGCACGACAAGUGAUGAUGGAUCAGGCUACUCAAAGUCUCAAGGCCUUCUGAGUAAUCUCCAUUCGUCCCUUCACGGAGGCUUCAACGGUCUCGGCCUGUCCAUUGACGAAACUAGCUCAACAGGACACGUUCCGACUUGUCGCGUCGAAAAACGACAAUCCUGUCUGACCUUUGCGGUCCGCUCACCGCCCAGCCGACAAGCCACAUCGCUCGUUUCACCCACCUCACAACGCAGUGUCAUGUUGGAUUUGGACCUCAGCACACGCCAGGUCAACGCAAGGGAUGAUGAUGAUGAUGACGAAGAGGAAGAAGAACAACAGGAGGAAGAAGAAGACGGAGAUAGUGAUGAUGGAUAUGAAGAGGACGAAGAAGGUGGUUUCACUUCCGAUGAAGACCUCACCAGCCCAUUCGGUAGAGGCAUGCCUCCCUCGUCUGGAUCUUCCUUCAUCUCUUCUCGACCUUACACCCCUCACACUUUCUCACCCGGCUUCCCCCCCGUCUCUAUCCCUCUAUCCACCUCCACGUCGGAUGAAGGAGUCGAGCGGAUGAUGGACGAUUCUCGUCGUCGCACGAGCCCCACGAGAGGAAGGAAAAUCUCCAUAGCCACGUCCAAAUGUGUCGAAAGGUGUUCAAGACAUCGUUCACCUCCACCUACCUCUCAUGAGAUCCUUGGGACAUCCCCAGAUUGUUGUCCACCCGCAGCGAGAUCCCCUUCCGCUCUCGAACUGUGUAAACGGAGACAAGUGACCAACCCCAAUGACGCUUGGAAAUCCGACUCCCAUGCCACUUCUGGAAUCAUCCGAACUCGAUCCAUGGGACCCAGUCUACCUUGUAAAUCCAUCCUGAGGAUGAGUUCACAAGCCGCCACCAUUUCGGGAGAUUCACCAGGUUCCAACACGCCUGCCUUUAGAAGAGCUUCCAUGUCGGUCGUCGAUGCCCUCGAGUCAGCAGUAUAA